Molecule: messenger RNA, 712 nt
Organism: Guillardia theta CCMP2712
Lineage: Eukaryota; Cryptophyceae; Pyrenomonadales; Geminigeraceae
Exons: 6
Coding region: 174-584 (136 amino acids)
Source: RefSeq, a predicted model, not a curated record
GGGAGAAGGAGGAAAGAAGAUCUGAAGGCAGCAGACAGACAGACAGACAGACAGACAGACAGACAGACAGACAGACAGACAGACAGACAGACAGAGGCAACAAAGAGGGCCUGAAGGAAAGAAACAUCCGUGUAGACAUAUACAAACCUCGAGGCACCUGUCAUCCGGCAGCGAUGGCAGAUCUGGACCAAAUCGCCACAACCAUCAGGUCAAAGCAUGCUGCCGGGGAGUUGCAGAGGAACUUCCCCUUGGAUCCGAGAUGUUAUGAGAAGCACGCUCCUGUUGAUGUCAAACCUUGUGGAGAGUGUCAGGGCACGGGCAAGAUCCAUGAAACGCACACCAUCGGAGAUCUCAAAGGCAUUCCAGGAGCCGAUCGAGUCCUCGAGCGCAGUUGCAGUCAUUGUGGAGGUUUUGGAAUCACGGGCGACCACUCAACCAAGGUCGUUCAAGACUUUCCGAGCAAGCAAACUUCCAGGGUGAUCUGCAGGGUCGAGACAGCAUCAGACGAGGAGGAAGGGGUUUGUAACGAGGAUCUUGACGACAAGUUCGGCCCGAGUCCUUUCUUCAAGGCAACAAAGAGAUGAAGAUGGCAAGCUGUGUGACCUACAUUUGUAAUUUCUCCCCUUCAUCGAAUCUUGACCUUCUCGUUCUAAUGUAACGAUGUCUCUCUGUGAAAAAAACCUUCGAUCCGCUCUCAGCGAUCUGACCUUGA